Messenger RNA from Penicillium odoratum, 315 nucleotides. RefSeq lists its product as uncharacterized. NCBI's taxonomy places the organism in Eukaryota, Fungi, Ascomycota, Eurotiomycetes, Eurotiales, Aspergillaceae. The transcript has 4 exons. The record is from RefSeq and is a predicted model, not a curated record. Gene Ontology annotation, biological process: negative regulation of ATP-dependent activity. Gene Ontology annotation, cellular component: mitochondrion. The coding region runs from base 1 to 315 and encodes 104 amino acids. Gene Ontology annotation, molecular function: ATPase inhibitor activity.
AUGCAGUCUAUCCUCGUUCGAUCCUUCGCUCGCGCAACAACUAAACCCGCUAUCGGUCGAUCAUUCUCUGUCAUCCCGUCCGUUAUGGCUGGAGCAGACUCUGGCACAGCAAAGCCGCAAGCCUUCAUGACCGAUAACAGGAAAGACCAAUUCGCUCGCCGCGAAGCUGCGAACGAAGGAAUGUACAUCAGAGAACUUGAGAAGGAGAAAAUUGAACUCCUGCGAAAGAAGUUGAAGGACAACAAGAAGCACUCAGAGGAACUUGACAAACACCUGGAGGAACUCCUUGCUGGACAGGGUGGCGAGAAGAACUAA